CCUUCGCCUUUUUUUUUGUUCUCUCUCUUCCUCUCGGCGACAAGAACAAAACCUUCGAGACCUUGCGGAGAUCGAAGAACCAUCUGGAAAUUCUUCGAUUGAUCGUGGGGCUGAUGAAUUGAGGAAUACCCAGGCGAAAUCGGAAAUCUUCUGAGUGGUAAAAAAAAUGGCCUGUAGAGGUUGCUUGGAGUGUUUGCUGAAGUUUCUCAACUUCUUGCUGGCCCUUGUGGGGCUUGGCAUGGUUGGAUAUGGUAUCUACUUGUUCGUGGAGUACCAGAGAGCAACGGAUAAUUCUCAUAUGGUCACUCAGACAGGCGACGAUGGUUAUGUCUCAUUUGGACGUCCCAUGCUCAUGGUCGUUGCUUUAUCAAAUGAUAUUUUCGACAAGCUGCCCAAAGCUUGGUUCAUAUACUUGUUCAUCGGUAUCGGAGUAGUUCUGUUUGUUGUCUCGUGCUGUGGAUGUGUUGGGACUUGUACAAGGAAUGGCUGCUGCUUGUCUUGUUAUUCUGCGCUUGUGAUCUUGUUGAUCAUAGUGGAGCUUGGAUGCGCAGCAUUUAUAUUCUUCGACAAGAGUUGGAAAAAGGAAAUUCCAGCUGAUAGAACAGGAAAUUUCAACAUGAUCUAUAAAUUUCUGCAAGAUAACUGGAAGAUUGUCAAGUGGGUUGCUCUCGGAGCAGUUGUCUUGGAGGCUUUGCUUUUCUUGCUGGCCCUUAUGGUUAGGGCGGCCAAUGCUCCACCAGACUAUGACAGUGAUGAAGACCUUAUCGUUCCAAGGCAACAGAUCCGGCAGCCAUUCAUCAACCGCCAACCCGUUGCUGCAACAGGUGUCCCGGUUGCCCCUACCUUGGAUCAACGCCCUAGCCGGAAUGACGCUUGGAGCACACGUAUGAGAGAAAAGUACGGCCUCGACACAUCGGAGUUCACGUACAACCCAUCAGAGUCUCACAGAUUCCAGCAAAUGCCUGCACAACAAAACGAGGAACGGAGCCGUUGUAUUGUCAUGUGAGUUCAUCUAACAAAUCCUCCGUUUUCUAAUGUCCAUAAGGUCCAUCAUCGUUCUCUCUCUCUCUCUCUUUUCCUUGAAGAAUUGCCUUGGCGUAGAAGUCUACCUCUGUAAAACUGUGUUUUGUGUGUAGUCUUUGUGAGGAUUACUACCUGCAUGAAUAUUAUUGUUAUUUAUUGUAUUCAUCUUGGUUCUGA
Molecule: messenger RNA, 1200 nt
Organism: Tarenaya hassleriana
Lineage: Eukaryota; Viridiplantae; Streptophyta; Magnoliopsida; Brassicales; Cleomaceae
Product: tobamovirus multiplication protein 2A
Exons: 7
Coding region: 167-1006 (279 amino acids)
Cellular component (GO): membrane
Source: RefSeq, a predicted model, not a curated record